AUGGGGAGGACUCCGUGCUGCGACAGCAAGGGGAUCAAGAAGGGGCCGUGGGCGCCCGAGGAGGACAAGCUGCUCGUCGACUUCGUCCAGGCCAACGGGCCCGGCAACUGGCGCAUGCUCCCCAAGCUCGCGGGGCUGAACCGGUGCGGCAAGAGCUGCCGGCUCCGGUGGACCAACUACCUGCGCCCGGACAUCAAGCGCGGGCCUUUCACCACCGAGGAGCACAAUUCCAUUCUCCAGCUCCACGCCAUCGUCGGCAACAAGUGGUCUAUGAUCGCGGCGCAGCUGCCGGGCCGGACGGACAACGAGAUCAAGAACUACUGGAACACGCACCUCAAGAAGCAGCUCCGCCAGGAGGCGCUCGCCGGCGCGGACGCCGCCGCCCAGCAGCUCGCCGCGGCGGGGGCCGCGUCCUCCUGCCCCGCCGCGCGCCACAUGACCCAGUGGGAGACCGCCCGCCUCGAGGCCGAGGCGCGCCUCUCCCUCCUCUCGUCCUCGGCCACCACGACGGUCGCCUCCGCCACGGCCGCCUCCUCGUCGUCGUCCACCGCCGCCGCCGAGCACGAGGCGGCGCCGGACAUCUUCCUGCGCCUCUGGAACUCCGCGGUCGGGGAGUCCUUCCGCUGCUCCGCGCAGGGACAGGGUGCAGCCGCAGCGCAUGGUCCGGCGGCGGCGAGCCCGGCGGCAGCUGGUACGCCGGCAGCGCUGCGGCCUGCGGCGCCCAGCGGCGGCGGCGACGACUCCUCGGCCGCGUCGACCAACGGGACCGAGGCGGCGGACGACUACCAGGCGUUCCUGGACAUGGCCGUGGAGGAGCUGGCGCUGCUGCACGGCCGGCUCGGCGUGUCGUUCUCGGCGUUCCCGACGGCCGACGUGCUCGCCGAGGCGUCGUGCCUGUUCGCGCCGUUCGAGUGA
This is a messenger RNA of Panicum hallii, 915 nucleotides long. RefSeq names its product transcription factor MYB41-like. Lineage: Eukaryota; Viridiplantae; Streptophyta; Magnoliopsida; Poales; Poaceae. The record is from RefSeq and is a predicted model, not a curated record. The coding region runs from base 1 to 915 and encodes 304 amino acids. The transcript has 3 exons.